AUGUUGGGCCCGCUGUCUCCCACAAAAGGCUGGGCCACCUUCCGAGUGGGGCGCCCUGCGGAGAAGCCGUCCUCGUGGCUCGGGGAGGGGGACACGCGUCCCACACAUCCCUCAGCUGGGAGCCUCUAUGGUCCUGGAGCUGGGACCGCCCCCUUGGCAUGUGAUGCCAGUCGGAAGCCCGCAGGCCUGCUGGGAGGCCACCGGCCGCAGCUUUGCUCUUCCACGCACUCUCUUCUUCCGCAGCUCGCAGAAGGUGCUAAUGCUGCUUAUUUUCAGCUGCUGAGCCUGUUUGCCUACGGAACGUACCCGGACUAUCUAGCCAACAAGGACAGCCUGCCGGAGCUCACCCCCGCCCAGAAGAACAAGCUGAAGCACCUGACCAUCGUGAGCCUGGCAGCAAGGAUGAAGUGUAUCCCCUACUCGGUGCUGCUGAAGGACCUCGAGAUGCGGAACCUUCGGGAGCUGGAAGAUCUCAUCAUUGAGGCCGUUUACACAGACAUCAUCCAGGGCAAGCUGGACCAGCGCAACCAGCUUCUCGAGGUGGAUUUCUGCAUCGGCCGAGACAUUCAGAAGAAGGACAUCAACACCCUCGUCAAGACCUUGCAGGAGUGGUGUGAUGGCUGUGAAGCCGUGCUUUUAGGCAUCGAGCAGCAGGUGCUGAGAGCCAACCAGUAUAAGGAGAACUUCAGCCGGACUCAGCAGCAGGUGGAGGCCGAGGUUACGAACAUCAAGAAGACCCUCAAGGCGACAGCGUCUUCCUCAGCCCAGGAGAUCGAGCAGCAGCUGGCAGAGCGGGAAUGCCCCCCGCAUGCCGAGCAGCGGCAGCCCACCAAGAAGAUGUCCAAAGUGAAAGGUCUGGUCUCCAGCCGCCACUAGGGCAGGCCGGGGCAGCCAGCGCUCACUGGGCAGGAAGGGGGUGGAGCAGGGGCCACACUCCUCCUUUUUGUCUCAGUGGGUUCUGGAGCUGCCCACCAGGAGCCCACGUUUCCCUCCUCUGACUCCCCUCUCCCACCUGGUACGGUUCUAGCUCACUCACUCUCACUUCCACUCGUCCCCCCGAGACUCGGGGGCUCCAGGAUGCCACCGACUAGCAUCAGACACUGCCCCGCUCCCCCACUCCUCCCACUCUCCACCUACAAAGGACUCUCCUGCCUCCUAGCCUGUAUUCUUUUCUCUCCACUGCUGACAUUCUGCCAGACUGGUGGUGGGUCAGAGGAAACUUUGGCCCCCGUGCUCCUCCUCCCAAGACAAGGGCCCGCGGAAGGGGGCCCUUCCGGGGAGACCACCCGUCCUUCCUUCCCACAGACACGCGUCCUCUGCCCGGGACCUCUCCAGCCAGCGUCAGCAUGCCGGGUCCUGCUGCCUCCUCCUGGCUGGCAGCCCUGAUUCAGGCGGUGGGGGGAUGUGCUCUGGGCUGUGUUUACCAAACCCACGGGUUUCUUGCCUCCUAAGCCUAGUUCAUGUUCCUCUCCAGCUGGAAAGAACUGGCUGAGCCUGGGGAGGGCCCCGAGCCCCCAGAACGGUGCUGUGCGUCUGCCCAGUGUGGUGCUGGUGGCAGAGGCUGCCUCAGGUGACAUCCCACCCGCUGGCACCUGCCGCCGCCAACUCUCAGACCUCCUUUGGCUAGCGUAGGGCCGCUGCUGCCCACUCCCCGGGCCAAGCUUCCGAUUCCCAGGGACUCUGUCCUUGGGGGGAGCGGGGCUGGGGGCGCCCAUCGGGAGCAUCUGCUGCUGUGCCCCGGCCCUCCUGCUUCUCCCCACUCGGCAGUUGGCCCAGAGCCCUUUGGUGGCGGCGUUCUGGCAGGGAAUGGACUUGACUAGCAUUCUGAACUUGAACUGUUUCAGGUUGUAUUUUAAUUUUUUUUGUACAGGUUUUGACUCUGAAGACAUUUCAACUUUUUUUUUUUCCUUUGUUGACAUUUGUUACAAAGCAACAGCGGGUGAUUCACACCUACUUGGAGGGUUUUGUUUUUUCAAAAGUGGGAGGUGGGGAUUCUGGCCUGAUGCUGAAACAACAGCUCAAAUGGAGGAAAAAAAGCACACUUUAGAAAAAAAAUAAAAAUGCCAAUUUAACGUA
Messenger RNA from Sarcophilus harrisii (Tasmanian devil), 2076 nucleotides. It is a transcript of the gene COPS7B, whose product is annotated as COP9 signalosome subunit 7B. Bases 1 to 876 code for a protein of 291 amino acids. The record is from RefSeq and is a predicted model, not a curated record. Gene Ontology annotation, biological process: COP9 signalosome assembly. Gene Ontology annotation, cellular component: COP9 signalosome. The transcript is spliced from 6 exons. NCBI's taxonomy places the organism in Eukaryota, Metazoa, Chordata, Mammalia, Dasyuromorphia, Dasyuridae.